Phacochoerus africanus (Common warthog) is the source of this 774-nucleotide messenger RNA. RefSeq lists its product as uncharacterized. NCBI's taxonomy places the organism in Eukaryota, Metazoa, Chordata, Mammalia, Artiodactyla, Suidae. The transcript is spliced from 5 exons. The coding region runs from base 78 to 674 and encodes 198 amino acids. The record is from RefSeq and is a predicted model, not a curated record.
CCACCCACAGGCCGCUGGGUUCAGAAGGCUGCCGGGUCCUUCCUCUCCUCCAAGUGCAGGCAGAGUCACCUGGAGCCAUGGCCAGCCCUUGUGGCAGCCCCGAGGACACGGGCAAGCUCAGAGGCAGGGAUGGCCGGCAGAGGCGGGAGGAGGAGGACGCCCCUCCGGAGGAGAAGAGGUUGAGGCUGGGGCUGGAAGGAGGAAGCGCAGCGAAGGAGGAAGAAGACGCGCCACGUCUGGGCAGGGAAGAGACCGGCACCCAGACAGGUGGCGAAGACAGAGGUGAUCCACUGUCCCUGCCAUAUAGCCUGGUCGAGGGUCAGGACUACACAUCUGAAAAUUCAGCCCUCCUGUCCGGUGCCAAGAACAGCCCACAAGACCCAGUUUCGGCAAGCCUGGCUGCCAGCAAAGCAGAGUUCAGCCUCUGGCGCAUUAAGGGAGCUGUGGAAGAUGCAGACAACAGGCACAGAGUACAAAGAUGCUGCUCAGAGGUCACCAGCAGAGUGACCAUCCUGGGGAAUGUUAGCUGGCGUCACCUGAUGGGUACCUCCGAGAAACGGAGGGUGGAGGAGCCGUGGUUUUCCCACUCGCAAGUUACUAGCUGUGCAGGUGAGAGAGCGCCAGCUUGGGUCUCAGGAGCCUGGGGCUCUGUGUGGCAUCAUGUGUCACCUUAAUGGCUCAGGCUCACUUUCCUCAUGGACCCUGUGCUGGUAACUCGCCUCCUUUGGACCCAUCGCGUGGGUGUUGGAGGGGGAUGUGGAAUAAAGAGCUCGG